GUGAGCCUGGCGGGCACAAAACAUCAGGCGAUGGUGGAUGCUCAGAAUGGGUUGGGCCCAAUAAAGGCUUACCCAAGGCAACCAUCCAAUCACCACACACAGAAGACCAACUCUGGAUUACAAGAAAAGAUUUUCCAUUGCCAUCUGUGUGAUGUUUCUGUUAACUCUGAAGUGAAGCUUAAACAGCAUAUAUCUAGUCGGAAGCACAGGGAAAGAGUUGCUGGAAAGUUUCCAAAGCCAAAGUUCAGCAAGGAUCUGCACAAUGUUCCAGCGCAAGCAAUGUUGCUGCCACUGCAGAAAGAGUUCUUGGUGGAGACCAGAGUCCUGCACAAUCCCACAACUGGUGCCAUGCCGUUUGCUUCACCCUUACCCUCUCUGCCACCUGCUGCAGCUCCUGCCAUUUUUCAGGUCCCACCACUGGUUCACUGGUUACAUCAACCUCCACUGGGACCAAUGCGGAUAUCUCAUGGAGCCAUGCUCUUCACCCCUUAUUAAUCCAGCAACACAAAUAGGCUGUGACUGUUUAGCGGGAAAUGUUAAUCCUGAUUCACUGCAUUCAAUUCCUUGGAUGAUACUGGGAGGACAGAUCAAAGGUGGCAGUGGGAAUAUUGAGCCCUCAAGGGUGGAGCCCAAACCAACUGGAGGCAACCUCUUUUUUAAAGGGAUAUUAGUCGGGGUUCUGACAGCCAGGAUUACGGCACUACUCUUCUUCCACCACUUUUGUGAGCAUGGGCAAUAAGCUCUGGCCCCUGGGGUAGUUCCACCGCAGGGAUUCUUUCAUGUAAAUUUGCAAAUUUUCUCCAGUGCUUAGCUGGCUGAAUUUGAAGCUCUGCCUUAAUGACUUCUCAAUUGUUGGUAACUCAACCUUCCUCAGUAAAUCAGGUUAGGAGAUUCCCAAUAAAUCCUGGAGGCGGCAAAGGUGGGUGCUCACCACUGAUCAGAAACCUAACUGCAUUAGCUGCACAAACAUCAUCUGCCCCAGCAAAUUUGGUAACUCGUUCUCUGGAAGGGUGCUUCACCACCGACAAGACUCAAGUAAUAGAACAUUCCCCAUUUGCCUGGAGGGGUGCAAUUCUCAUAAUGUUCAAGAAACUUGACACCAUUCAAUCCACUUCAUUGCUGCCCCCAAUGAACAAUUUUAAAGAUCCAUUCUCUUCAGAGUUGUGACAUGACCGCAGAGUGCACCACGUCAAGCCUUCUUCACCAUCAUCUCCCUAACCUAGAAGCUCAUCGGCAAUAUGGAUAAAGGCAGUGGGUGCAGGGGACAUCA
Pristis pectinata (smalltooth sawfish) is the source of this 1270-nucleotide messenger RNA. Its product is annotated as zinc finger protein 385B-like. The transcript is spliced from 4 exons. NCBI's taxonomy places the organism in Eukaryota, Metazoa, Chordata, Chondrichthyes, Rhinopristiformes, Pristidae. The record is from RefSeq and is a predicted model, not a curated record. Gene Ontology annotation, cellular component: nucleus. Gene Ontology annotation, molecular function: nucleic acid binding; zinc ion binding. The coding region runs from base 31 to 495 and encodes 154 amino acids.